Xyrichtys novacula (pearly razorfish) is the source of this 3446-nucleotide messenger RNA. NCBI's taxonomy places the organism in Eukaryota, Metazoa, Chordata, Actinopteri, Labriformes, Labridae. The record is from the annotation of a GenBank genome assembly.
UGGGGCUAGGGUAAGGUUUAAGGUUUUUGGCGUUAGGGUUAAAAUCACUGUCCAUAACCUUUUGAGGAACAUGUUUCAGACCUUUUGGAGUUAGUUAGAUAAAAAAAAAUGAAAAAUGAAAAAGAAAUUUUUAGGGUGUUUGAUCUUCCAGAAGGUAAUACCCGGGUAUUAGGUUAUUGGGCUAUGGUAAGGUUUAAGGUUUUUGGCGUUAGGGUUAAGACCCAAUAUUAAGUUUAAAAAUUGCCACAACCUCAAGUUAAACAAACACAAAAACUCAAGUUCAAACACGCCACAAACUCAAGUUCAAACACGACACAAACUCAGGAUCAACAAACGCCACAAACUCAAGUUCAAACACGAAACAAACUCAAUUUAAAAAACACCAAAAACUCAAGUUCCACCAAUACCCAAUUCUCAAGUUUAACAAUUUUCACAACCUCAAGUUCAAAAAACCCACAAACAUAAGUUAAAACAAGACACAAACUCAAGUUCAACAAAACCAAAAACUCAAGUUCAACCAACACCUGAUAAUCCAGUUUAAAAAUUUUCACAGCCUCAAGUUCAAAAAACACACAAACUCAAGUAAAAAAAAAACACGAACGCAAGUUCAAACACGACACAAACUCAAGUUCAACCAACACCCAAAUCUCAAGUUUAACAAUUGCCACAACCUCAAGUUCAACAAACACACAAACUCAAGUUCAAAAAGAACAAAAACCCAAAUUCAACCAAUACCCAAUUCUCAUGUUUAAAACAUGAGUUCAAAACUCAAGUUCAAACACGACACAAACUCAAUCUCAAAAACACCAUGAACUCAAGUUCAAACACAACACAAACUAAAGUUCAACAAACACAAAAACUCAAGUUCAAAAACUCCACAAACUCAAGUUCAAACACAACAUAAACUCAAGUUCAACAAACACACAAAUUCAAGUUCAAACAUGACACAAACUCAAGUUCAACAAACACACAAACUCAAAAUAAACAAUUGCCAAAACCUCAAGUUUAAUAAAUUCCACACCCUCAAGUUCAACAAACACACAAACUCAAGUUCAAACAUGACACAAACUCAAGUUCAACUAACACCAAAUCUCAAGUUUAACAAUUGCCACAAUCUCAAGUUCAACAAACAAACAAACUUAAGUUCAAACACGACACAAACUCAAGUUCAACAAACAGACAAACUCAAGUUUAACAAUUGCCACAACCUCAAGUUCAACAAAUUCCACAAACUCAAAUUCAAACACAACACAAACUAAAGUUCAACAAACACAAAAACUCAAGUUCAAAAACUCCACAAACUCAAGUUCAAACACAACAUAAACUCAAGUUCAACAAACACACAAAUUCAAGUUCAAACAUGACACAAACUCAAGUUCAACAAACACACAAACUCAAAAUAAACAAUUGCCAAAACCUCAAGUUUAAAAAAAUUCCACACCCUCAAGUUCAACAAACACACAAACUCAAGUUCAAACAUGACACAAAAUCAAGUUCAACUAACACCCAAAUAUCAAGUUUAACAAUUGCCACAAUCUCAAGUUCAACAAACAAACAAACUUAAGUUCAAACACGACACAAACUCAAGUUCAACAAACAGACAAACUCAAGUUUAACAAUUGCCACAACCUCAAGUUCAACAAAUUCCACAAACUCAAAUUCAAACACAACACAAUCUCAAGUUCAUUCAAACCAAAAUCUCAAGAUUAACAAUUGCCACAACCUCAAGUUCAACAAACACACAAACUCAAGUUCAACAAAUGCCACAAAUUCAAAUUCAAACACGAAAAAAAACACGAAAGUUCAAAAACACCAAAAACUCAAUUUCAAACACAACACAAACUCAAGUUUAACCAACACACUAACUCAAGUUCAACAGACAACUGAUUCUAAAGUUUAACAAUUUCCACAACCUCAAGUUCAAAAACAACAGACUCAAGUUCAAAAAACACCACAAAUUCAAGUUCAAACGUAACAAAAACCCAAGUUCAACAAACACAAACUCAAGUUUAACAAUUUCUACAACCUCAAGUCCAAACAAUUCCACACCCUCAAGUUCAAAAACACCACAAACGCAAGUUCAAAAACGACACAAACUCAAGUUCAACAAAUGCCCAAAACUCAAAUUCAAACACGAAACAAACUCAAGUUAAAAAACACCACAAACUCAAGUUCAAAAACACCACAAACGCAAGUUCAAAAACGACACAAACUCAAGUUCAACAAAUGCCAAAAACUCAAAUUCAAACACGAAACAAACUCAAGUUCAAACACAACACAAACUCAAGUUCAACAAACACACAAACUCAAGUUCAAACACAACACAAACUCAAGUUCAACAAACACACAAACUCAAGUUUAACAAUUGCCACAACCUCAAGUUCAAACAAUUCCCCACCCUCAAGUUCAACAAACACACAAACUCAAGUUCAAACACGACACAAACUCAAGUUCAACAAAUGCCAAAAACUCAUAUUCAAACACGAAACAAACUCAAGUUAAAAAAUACCACAAACUCAAGUUCAAACACAACACAAAGUCAUGUUCAACAAACACACAAAGUCAAGUUCAAACACAUCACAAACUAAAGUUCAACAAACACACAAACUCAAGUUUAACAAUUGCCACAACCUCAAGUUCAAGCAAUUCCAUACCCUCAAGUUCAAAAACUUCACAAACUCAAGUUCAAACACGACACAAACUAAAGUUAAACAAAUGCCCAAAACUCAAAUUCAAACACGAAACAAACUCAAGUAAAAAAACACCACAAACUAGAGUUCAAACACAACACUCAAUCAAGUUAAACAAACACACAUCUCAAGUUCAAAAACACCACAAACUCAAGUUCAAACACGACACAAACUCAAGUAAAAAAACACCACAAACUAGAGUUCAAACACAACACUCAAUCAAGUUAAACAAACACACAUCUCAAGUUCAAAAACACCACAAACUCAAGUUCAAACACGACACAAACUCAAGUUCAAAAAAUGCCAAAAACUCAAAUUCAAACACGAAACAAACUCAAGUUAAAAAACACCACAAACUCAAGUUCAAACACAACACAUACUAAAGUUAAAAAAAACACAAUCUCAAGUUCAACCAAAAACACCUGACUCUCAAGUUUAACAAUUGCCACAACCUCAAGUUCAACAAACAGACAAACUCAAGUUUAACAAUUGCCACAACCUCAAGUUCAACAAAUUCCACAAACUCAAAUUCAAACACAACACAAACUAAAGUUCAACAAACACAAAAACUCAAGUUCAAACACAACACAAACUCAAGUUCAAAAACACAAGAAACUCAAUUGUAAACACGACACAAACUCAAGUUCAACAAACUCAAGUUCAAACACAACACAAACUAGAGUUCAAAUAACACACAAAGUCAAGUUCAACAAACACACAAAGUCAAGUUCAAAAACACCACACCCUCAAGUUCAA